Messenger RNA from Phytomonas sp. EM1, 1123 nucleotides. NCBI's taxonomy places the organism in Eukaryota, Euglenozoa, Kinetoplastea, Trypanosomatida, Trypanosomatidae. The record is from the annotation of a GenBank genome assembly.
GAUAUUUUAUAUGAGAAAAAGAGUAUUACAAGAUAAUAAGAGAAGAACCACAAAUUAAUAUUAAGGCAAAUGCGAUUCCAGAUACCUUUACCCCUGCUUGCCGCAAGUCUGCUUUUACUUGCAGUGGCGUUUUGUGUUCCUACAGCCCACGCACUGAAGUACACCUUUGACGAUGAACCAAAGGUGUGUUUUGUUGAAGAAAUUACUUCAGAUACCAAUUUCAUCACAGGGCGUUAUAAUUGGCAUGAUCGUCCGGCCGGGCCUAUCAACCUUAACGUCACGCUUUACAACCCCGCCUCAAAGGUGAUCAAGUCGUUGGAGAUGAAGGGGGGUGAAAAUAUUUUUGCGAUACCGGUCCCAACCGAUGCAAUAAAUGGGGCUUACCUGCUCUGCGCCGAGAUCGUGUCUCCUAAGAAUUACAAACCGACCCCCACGAGCCCAACGAUCGCGGUUUCGUUUGAUGUGGAUCAGUCGUAUACUUCGGUUUUGGAGUCACCCUCUCGGAAGAAGAGCAUGAAAAAUCAGGCUCGAGAAACGAUUAAUGGUAUGGAUGUUUUCUCGUUUCGUGACUUUGGGGGUGAGGUGAAAGUUGUUCUUCAGUCUAAAGAGUACUUGGAUGAUCUACAAUGGGGCGUUGAUGUGAUCAAUGAUCAACUGGACACCGUGGAAAGGAACAUGAUAUAUGCACUGAACCGAGAGGGCCGCAUGCGUAUAACCUCAGAAAGCACAUUUACAAGAGUGUGGAUCGCAUCCUUGCUCACACUGGGGAUUAUGAUAGCGACGGUUUACGCACAAUUCCACGCUCUCAAAUCUAUUAUAAUUAAGAAAAAACUUGUUUAGGAAAUAAUAUUAUUGCAAUUAUCAUUACUUUCUAAAUAGGGGAAUAGAGAGUGAUUAAAGGAGCGCUGACAAUAUUGUAUUUGAAAUAAAAUUUAUCAAGGGAAGGUCCCCAAAAGAAGAGUGGCGGUAACUAACGAACUUGCAUGCUGAUGAAGGCGUAUAGGGUGUGUGUGUCGAUGUUCAUAAAAGUGAGAAAUUAUUGCCUGAAUGAUGGGCACAUAUUUCUUUGUCUACAAGCUCAGGUUAAAGAAGCGAUUUUUGAUGAUGAAGAAAACAAAGAGUU